Messenger RNA from Thunnus maccoyii (southern bluefin tuna), 2328 nucleotides. It is a transcript of the gene cpdp, whose product is annotated as CPD photolyase. The coding region runs from base 134 to 1801 and encodes 555 amino acids. Gene Ontology annotation, molecular function: deoxyribodipyrimidine photo-lyase activity. Lineage: Eukaryota; Metazoa; Chordata; Actinopteri; Scombriformes; Scombridae. The record is from RefSeq and is a predicted model, not a curated record. The transcript is spliced from 10 exons. Gene Ontology annotation, biological process: photoreactive repair.
GGUUGUGUAAAGGGGAAAGACGACAGUGUUUCUGUGGCUGGGCUGCUACUUCCUUGGCCUCAAAUCUAUCUCACAUUAGAGUUUUGGCAGUUUAACUUUACAUAACUUGGUACUUUUAGUUUUUGCACCCUGUAUGUUGCAUUGCUUUUGUAGGAGCUCACCUUUUUCGUCUUCACCGAGGCUGUACCUGAGGCUUGUUAUCCACAAUAGACAGAGGCCCGGCUCAGUUUUCUCCUGCCUUACCAACUCAUUCACCAGUGAAAACACCAUGGCAGACAAAAAACGCAAGGCAACAUCUGCUGUGGCUAAAGAGCCCAGUGCCAAGCAGCAGAAGUUGGCUCCCAUGAAGGAGGAGAAGACGCAGAGAGCUGCUGGUUGGCUGCAAGAGCUUGUGAGACAGCAGAGGACAGAGAAGAAGGAGAUGAAAUUCAACAAGAAGCGUCUGCGUUUUCUAUCUGACACCCAGAAGAUAAAACAAGGCUCAGAGGGUGUUUUGUACUGGAUGUCAAGAGACCACAGAGUACAAGAUAACUGGGCAAUGAUCUACGCCCAGCGGCUUGCUUUAAAAGAGGACCUUCCUCUGCAUGUCUGUGUCUGCCUGGUUGUCCCAAAAUCAGAGCUGUCCACCCUCAGACAUUACAGCUUUAUGCUGAAAGGUCUGGAAGAAGUUGAAAAGAAAUGUAAACACUUAGGCAUCCAGUUCCAUCUGCUGCACGGUUCAGGGGGGGAAGUACUGCCUGGCUUUGUGUCUGACCGUGGCCUGGGGGCGGUGGUGACAGACUUCUCCCCUCUCAGGGAGCCACUGCAGUGGUUGGAGGAUUUGAAAAAGAAGCUUCCAAAGGACAUUCCCCUCAUACAGGUUGAUGCCCACAAUAUUGUUCCCUGCUGGGUAGCAUCUCCUAAACUUGAGUACUCCGCCAGAACAAUCCGGGGAAAAAUUACCAAUCUCUUGCCAGAGUUCCUCACCGAUUUUCCCUUGGUAGGGAAACACCCCUACACAGCUACAAGAACCGCCAAACCAGUAGACUGGGCAGAAACCCUGGCCUCCCUGCAGGUGGACAGAACAGUAGGAGAGCCGGAGUGGGCUAAGCCAGGCACCAAGGCGGGGAUUGCCAUGUUGGAGUCCUUCAUUGAUGUACGGCUCAAAAUGUUCGGCACCCAACGCAACGACCCAAACGCUGCCGCCCUCAGCCAGCUCUCCCCCUGGAUCCGCUUUGGACACCUGUCAGCCCAGCGUGUGGCACUGCAAGUUCAGCGAAGUGGGAAGAACGCAGGUCAGUCUGUCCCCUCCUUCAUCGAAGAGCUGGUGGUUCGCAGGGAGCUGACAGACAACUUCUGCUUCUACAACAAGAAAUACGACAGCGUGGAGGGUGCUUAUGAGUGGGCACAGAAGACCUUGAAAGAUCACGCCAAAGACAAGAGGCCAUAUCUCUAUACACGAGAACAGCUGGAGAAAGCAAAGACACAUGACAAGCUGUGGAACGGAGCUCAGUAUCAGAUGGUCAGUGAGGGGAAGAUGCACGGUUUCCUGAGGAUGUACUGGGCCAAAAAGAUUCUGGAGUGGACUUCUUCACCAGAGGAGGCGCUCUCAAUUGCCCUGUACCUCAACGAUCGCUACGAGCUGGAUGGCCAGGACCCCAACGGCUUUGUCGGUUGCAUGUGGUCUAUUUGUGGCAUCCAUGACCAGGGCUGGGCAGAGAGACCCGUUUUCGGAAAGAUCCGAUACAUGAACUACAAAGGCUGCCUCAGGAAGUUUGACGUAGCUCGGUUUGAGAGAAAGUACUGUCCCAAAAACCUUUGAAGUAUGAAAUGUUUUCAAGGACAAGAGUAAAAUGCCUGACAGCCUACAUCUCCUACACCUUUUACCUCAGGGAGCAUUUUUACAGCCUUUUAGCUGCUGAUCUUCUUCUUUUUCUUUGUUCUUCGCUGUUUGUCUUGUCAAAAAACUUUCAGUAUAAAUUUUUAUGGGCUGUUGCUUUUACUGAAUAUUCAGACAUGUUUAUGCUUAUCAAGACUGUAAGCUGGUAUUUUACUGUAAAGUGAGCUCAUCAUUUAGAUGAUUAUCUGUGGUGCCUACUUGGCGAGGAUGAGAAAGGCCUUUUUACUUUAUUACUUUUUUAUUAGUACUGCUUUUUACUUUUUAUAUUUAAUUUUCUACACAUUAUGCCUUGUUUGUGGAUAUAGUGGCUCAACAAAACAUGCUUUUCUUUUAGGAGAUUUGACUUUUUCUGUAUACUUUCUGUAAGUCACAAUUUUUUUUAUUUGUUUGCAGUUCUCUCAAUAUCAUCUGUCUGUAAGACCUGCAAUACAUCAUAUGUUACAUUAAAA